Molecule: messenger RNA, 1447 nt
Organism: Glycine soja
Lineage: Eukaryota; Viridiplantae; Streptophyta; Magnoliopsida; Fabales; Fabaceae
Exons: 3
Coding region: 217-1062 (281 amino acids)
Biological process (GO): endocytosis
Cellular component (GO): membrane; clathrin vesicle coat
Source: RefSeq, a predicted model, not a curated record
UUACUGAAAAAGAAGAUAAAGCAAAAAAAGAAAGAAAGAAGAUUUGGAUAGUGCAUCUCCCGCAACAGUUGACCUUGCGAGACACAGACACGGCACCUUCAAUUCUUCAUUCCUCAAAUCGCAAUUCACAAAGCGUCUCAAAUUCACAUUAAAUUUUCCCAAAACUCAAACUCAAACUCAAACUCAAGUAAUUCUAAUUUUCCCUCCCCGAAAACGAUGUCGUUCGAGGUGGAGGAGGAGGAGGCGUUUGAGCACACGCUCCUGGUGGUGCGCGAGGUGUCGGUGUACAAGAUCCCGCCGCGAAGCACCUCCGGCGGCUACAAGUGCGGCGAGUGGCUCCAGUCCGACAAGAUCUGGUCGGGGCGGAUCCGCGUCGUGUCCCGGCGCGACCGCUGCGAGAUUCGCCUCGAGGAUCCGAGCUCCGGUGAGCUCUUCGCCGCCUGCUUCGUCUACGCCGGCCAGCGCGAGACCGCCGUCGAGCCCGUCCUCGACUCGUCGCGCUACUUCGUCCUCAAGAUCGAGGAUGGCCAAGGCAAGCACGCCUUCAUUGGCCUAGGGUUCAAUGAGCGCAACGAGGCCUUCGAUUUCAACGUCGCGCUCUCCGAUCACGAGAAGUACGUCCGCCGCGAGCACGAGAAGGAGGCCGGAGACGGAGCCGCCGCUGAGGAGUCGCAGAUCGACAUUCACCCCGCCGUCAAUCACAGGCUCAAGGAAGGGGAAACCAUUAGGAUUAAUGUGAAGCACAAAUCAACUAGUGGAACUGGCAUGCUCUCAGCUGCUGGCCUAACCAGUGGGCAUGCUGCGACACCAAAGCCAAAAAUCGUGAGUCUUGCUCCCCCACCAAGUGGAGCUGGGAAAAUCAGGUCUCCUCUUCCACCCCCACCAAAUGAUCCCGUUGCUGCUCGGACUGCUUCCACCAGUCGUGCUACUGGUCCUAAAGGGACAUACGAAAGUGUGAAACAUUCUACCAACGCUUUAUCAGAUUUUUCUCAACUACAGAAAAAUCUUCCCACAACAACCACCUCUGGAUCGACCACAGCUUCAGGAUGGGCAGCCUUCUGAUUAUAUAUAUGAGCAUUUUAACAAUGAGGCUUUUAUUAUUCUCUGAUUUUUUUGGUUCUUUAUUUUGAGAAAAGAAACAGUGGAAGAAUCUGCAGAAAGAGAUUUCAUAAGUAAAGUUAGCACAAAGUACCAAGUAAUUCGAUUGCUUGAGGAAUGAAUAUCCUGGAAAUAUUUAUGUUUUUCUUUGUUUGUAAUAACAGUUUUCUCAUAUCUCUAUAAAAAGAAUCACCCCCCGAAAAGAAUCUUUCUUUGACUGAGGUGUGCUUGUUAUUUUAUGUUCAAGGUACUGUUCCGGAUGCCAUGUGUUUAGGUAUAUAUGAAGUUAUUAUGUUGCUUGUAAUAAUAAUUAUAAUUACAAAGUGACAAUGUCCAUUUUAACAGCUGC